AGGAGAGCUGAGGAGGCAGGGACAGUGUUACUGUGAAACACAUCUCUCUAACAUCUCAGUUUUUUUGGCCCUGCAGCUGACAGUGUUAAAGGUCUGCGGGUGCUGAUGUGGAACGGCUGUGCCUCUCUGGUUCCUGACCCCCAGGUUCUACCCAUUUCCGCCUCUCACUAUGACAGGAUAGUCAGGGAGCUCCAAAUGCCUUCAUCAGCCCAGAGUCAAUAUUGCAGCUGGCUUGGUGCUCGCACGUUCACCUGCAAUCCCCAGCCGUCCUGCAUCGACUGUUCAGCAUCUGCACCGUGUUCCUUUCCAGCCACAAACCACUGGCCCUGCACAGUUCCAUCCGACUGUAGGUCAACCCUUGGAGGAAUGAAUCAAUCUGAGCAGUCAGGGAAACAUAAAUGGAUGGACCUAAAAGAUACAGAUGUGGGGAAGAGCAAAAGUGAAAUGCCCUCUUCCUCCUCUGCAUCACUUACUGAGGAGGAGACCAGAGCAAUAUUUCCUGCUGGAGUGAAACUGAGCAGUAAGAAACAACGUCCUCCCUGGAGGUACUGGAGGAUAACUGGGCCUGAGCCUCAGCACAGACAGCCAGGGAGUGCAGUACCUAGGAGAACCUCUCAACCCCCGAGGUUCAGCUUCCCGGUUCCACAGAUUUGUGCCUCGCCAAACCACAGCUCCAUGUUUCAGAGACUUCCAGGUGGAAGAACAACAGCGCACUUCAAACCUCGACCACCUGUGGGACUGCAGACCUUCUCUGCCACUGAUGUGACAACUGUUCUCUCAUAA
Messenger RNA from Solea senegalensis (Senegalese sole), 783 nucleotides. RefSeq lists its product as uncharacterized. Lineage: Eukaryota; Metazoa; Chordata; Actinopteri; Pleuronectiformes; Soleidae. The transcript is spliced from 2 exons. The coding region runs from base 106 to 783 and encodes 225 amino acids. The record is from RefSeq and is a predicted model, not a curated record.